AUGGUAUUAUUUCAAUUACCACCAUCAGCUCCAUGUCCAAGAUUAUGUGUAAUGAUAAAAAAAUCAUUAAAUCAGGAAUAUGGAUUUAAUCUCCAUGCUGAAAAAGUUAGAGGACAAUUUAUAGGAGCAAUAGAUAAUGAUAGUCCUGCUGAUAUUUCUGGAUUACGUUCUGGUGAUAGAAUUUUUGCUGUAAAUGGUGCAUUAGUUCAAGGAGAGUCACAUAAACAAGUUAUUCAAAGAAUUAAAGAAAAUCCUUUACAAUGUGAACUUCUAGUAAUAUCUGAAGAAGGUGCUGAAUGGUAUUUUAAAAAUAAAAUUCAAAUAACACCAUCUUUACCAAAUGUAAUUAGAGUUUGUAGAGAGUGGGAAGAUUCUAUGAGACCAAACAAUAAUCGUGGUAAAAGGUUAUCGUAUAUUUAUUUAACACAAAACGAUAGUAUUUUUAUAAAUAAUAAUUCAUUAAAUUUUAAAAAUAACGAUGAUGAAGAUAAUAAUAAUAGUGAUAAAUCUAUGACUUUUUUUUAUACUUUAAAUAAAGAAAUGAUGAAAAAUAAAAAACGUUUACGUAAUUUUUCAUCCCCACAAUUACAAAAGAUUACCAGAAAUGUUAAGUAUCAAUCUUUUGCUGCUGAUAGUUUAUCUUUAUCAUCAUUUUUAUCACUAUCACCACAGGUAGAAAAUAAAUCAAAUAUGGUUACAUUUAAAGGUAGUUCAUAUGCCAGUUUAGUAAGUCAGAGUCAAAAAUCACCCAAAAUUUGUGAAGAAACAAUAAAAGAAGAUAAUAGUAGAAUUAAUUCUGGAUACAAUACUAAUCUCAUUCAACAACCAAUGCUUACACUUCAAACAGCACCAAGACCACGUCUUUGUUAUUUAAGAAAAAAUGAUCCAAGUGAAGAGUUUGGUUUUAAUGUUCAUCUAGAAAAUGGUAAAGGACAUUAUAUAGGAGUUGUUGAUUAUAAUGGUAUUGCUUAUAAUGCAGGACUUGAGACAGGUCAACGUAUUGUAGGAAUUAAUAAUCAAAUUAUUUAUCCUAACACUCCACAUAAAGAAGUUGUUACUCUUAUUAAAAGAACACCUUUAGAAGCACGUUUAUUAGUAGCAUCUGAAGAUGUUGAUAAAUGGUAUAUAGAUAAUAAUAUUGAAUACAAUUUUGAUAAUUGUAUAUAUUUUAAACAAAAUCUAUCACCAUCAACAAUUAUUAAUUCUAAUAAGAUUCCAAAUAGUCGUUCAAGAUUGGAUCCUCAAAUAAACAAUCUUUCUCCUAUACCUAGAAGUAAUAAUGCACGAUCAAUGUCUUGUGGAUCUAAUAGGACAAAUAAAAGUACUUCAUCAUCUGAAAAUGAUUGGAAAGAAAGUCAAAAUAAAUUAACCGGUAAUGAUAUUGGAAAUAAAACAUUUUUAAAUAAAGAUAAUAAAAAAAAUUACAAGUAUUGUGAAGAAAUUACCGUAAAAAAAUCAUUUGUAGAUAAUGUUGUUCAUUCUAAUAAUCCUUUUGAAGAGAAUGAUGAUGAAUCAAAUAAUAUGAAUGUUAUACUUGAAAAGGAACCAGAAAUUACCGAAUGUCGAAUUAUUACACCCAAACCACGUUCAAGAAGUCCUGUACCAAUAGCUAAUUGUAAACCAUUUGGUGGAAAUGUUGAUGUUAAUUCAAUUCAUAUAAAUAAUUCUGUUAACAAUAAUGAUAUAAUAAAAUACUCAGAUUAUUCAAAUAACAAAAAAUCAAAUAUGGAUAUUUUCUCUUUAAGUGCAAAAGAAGCAAGAAAAAUGAUGGCACUUAAUCGUAAAAAAGAUCCUAGAAAACAAAAUACAAUGUCAAUUGAACAAAAAUAUAAGCUUAUAUCUAGUUUAUAA
Molecule: messenger RNA, 1851 nt
Organism: Strongyloides ratti
Lineage: Eukaryota; Metazoa; Nematoda; Chromadorea; Rhabditida; Strongyloididae
Product: GH04176p
Exons: 7
Coding region: 1-1851 (616 amino acids)
Biological process (GO): protein localization to plasma membrane
Cellular component (GO): apical plasma membrane
Molecular function (GO): protein-membrane adaptor activity; protein binding
Source: RefSeq, a predicted model, not a curated record